Epinephelus lanceolatus (giant grouper) is the source of this 1629-nucleotide messenger RNA. RefSeq names its product chemokine (C-X-C motif) receptor 3, tandem duplicate 1 (gene cxcr3.1). Gene Ontology annotation, biological process: G protein-coupled receptor signaling pathway; calcium-mediated signaling; immune response. Lineage: Eukaryota; Metazoa; Chordata; Actinopteri; Perciformes; Serranidae. The record is from RefSeq and is a predicted model, not a curated record. Gene Ontology annotation, cellular component: external side of plasma membrane; membrane. Gene Ontology annotation, molecular function: C-C chemokine receptor activity; C-X-C chemokine receptor activity; C-C chemokine binding.
CUGGAUCAUUAGAGCUUUCUGCCGUGUAGUACCAGCUUACUGUGGAGUAUACAGUAUCAAAGGAUUACAAUUCAAAGUUCAGUGAUGGACGACUCUGACGUGAUUACACUGACGGGAAGUCUCCUUGAUGGCCUUGAUGAUUUAUACGACAACACCUCUGAUUCAUAUGAAGACUAUUGUUGUGAAGGGGGUGAUGUAUGUGACCUGAGCGAGGGCAUGAAUUUUGAGGCGGUCUUCAUCCCAGUUCUGUACACGGUGGCGUUUGUUGUGGGUGUCCUGGGGAACGGAGUGCUGCUGGGAGUUCUGGUUCAGAGCAGGAGGACCUGGAGUGUGACAGACACCUUCAUCCUCCACCUGGGUGUGGCAGACGUCCUGCUGCUCCUGACACUUCCCUUCUGGGCUGCACAGUCGGCUCAAAAAGGUGGAUGGACCUUUGGCACCCCCCUCUGUAAGAUCAAUGGAGCUGUUUUUACGAUCAACUUCUACUGUGGGAUCUUUCUGCUGGCCUGCAUCAGUCUGGACCGCUACCUGUCCAUCGUCCACGCUACCCAGAUGUACUCCCGCAGGAAGCCCUGGGUCGUCCAGGUCAGCUGCUUGGCAGUGUGGCUCUUCUCCCUGCUCCUCUCUAUCCCUGACUGGGUUUUCUUGGAGGCUAUGAAGGAUGACAGGCGAAACAAAACCGAGUGUAUUCGCAACUACUUCACGUUUUCCUCUGAGUCAGUAGGUGACUGGCGGCUGGCAUCACGCCUGCUCUACCACACAGUGGGUUUCCUGCUGCCUUCAGUCAUCAUGAUCUUCUGCUACUCCUGCAUCCUGCGCCGGCUGCGGUGUGGCUCCCAUGUCCUCCAAAAGCAGAAAGCAUUCAGGGUCAUCGUGUCUGUGGUGAUGGUUUUCUUCCUCUGCUGGACGCCAUACAACAUCACACUCAUGGUGGACACGCUUCAUUCCAACUACACCAUGGACACCUGUGGAGUCAGAACAUCUCUGGAGAAAGCCAAGAUAGUCACCUCCUGUGUGGGUUACCUCCACUGCAGCCUCAACCCCAUCCUGUAUGCCUUUGUGGGCGUGAAGUUCAGGCGUCAGCUCCUGGAAAUCCUGAGGUCUCUGGGCUGCAAGCUGUCGACAAGUGUCAAACUGCACUCUGUUGGUACGAGCAGGAGAAGCUCCAUCUGGUCUGAGUCUGCCGACACCUCUAACUCCAUCGCUAUUUGAGAGAGAGAGACACAGACACAUCAACAACCACAUGUACAGACCUGCACAAACUUAAAGACUGACUGACAUGAAGACCGAGACAGCUGAGCACAAAGUGUUAAUGUAAAUUUCCUGUAUUCAGUAGCCUUAAACAGGCUAUGCAUUCUUUCAACUUCUUGUUGUUCUCACAGUGUAUAAGUAGAUGAACAUGAGCAUGACCAUCAGACAAAAAUAAUAUUGUCUUUCAGGGAUUUGAGGUCACACACCUGGACUUGUUGGCAGCUAUUUUUCUUGUAGUAGAAAUAUAACAUUUCCCUUUUCUGUCUGCAAGGUAACAUGAUAGCGACUGUUUUACAAGCAAAGUUUUAAAUUAUGUAUAUUUUAUACCAUGAUAAUACUGUAUAUUGCUUUGUUUUUCUCAAUAAAGAAUAAAAUAGU